UGCCGCAGCUGCAGCCCUCGGCUCGGUGCUCGUCCUCCUGGCACAGCAUCACAUUUGUUCACUGUAGAGUCGAGCAGAGCCGCUCUUCCCUUGAGAGUUUACGGCCGCUGCCUGAACCGAUGUCUGCGGACUCAUUUCGUCUUCUCCCGCCCAGUCUUUGUGGCUGUACAUUGGGGAAUAACGCUCCGGAGGCUGGAGACUUCCUUGCAUGACCACAAAACCCAGAUCGACGCGCACGUGUGGCUGCCACAAUGCUUGGGCUACAGGGAAGUACCUCAUCCCCCAAAGUGUAUCGUUGUGUGGCAUGUUCAGCCACCUUCACUGGAUUGGCCUCCUUGCUCGUACAUCAGGCAACUCAUGCUGGUGCAGUCUCCAAGGGCCCUGCCCCUCCACAGCCAAACAGCCCACAUGAAACACUGUUGUCAAGUAUGGACUCAUCCAGUGAGCACCCCAAUCCACAGACACUAUCGCCUGGGUGUUCUUCACCUUCUUUUUAUAUUUGUGAUUGCGGAGAGGAGUUUCAGGACUUCAGUCUUAUGCUGGAGCAUAAGCAAUCGCACGUCUCUCAAAUACAGCUACUGCAACCUGUGGAUAGUAAUAGUGUUCUCUCCAGUGGAACAGGGUGUGAUAAAGUUUUACCCUCUAGGCAUAUAUCAUUGAUUCCAACUGCAACCCAUCCUGGUUUGGUCCUUAGUUCCCCCUCUACCUCAAGGUCUCCAGCUGUCGAGCUACCCACAUUAACAGACCAUAAAGCAGAUGUAAGCCUAGAGGAUGGCAUUGCCAUAGUAACCACUCCUCAAGGCGAGUGUACACCUCCUCAACAUGACAGUGAGAAACAACUCAAGAGUGUUGUUGGGGAGAUGUCAGCCACAGCAGAGCAAAUACCACAGACUGCAGAGGACAUGGAUUUGCAAGACAAAACCAAUGCUGUUCUCGGUAGCAAAAAGGUUGAGAAUUUGCCCGGAAAUAACUCCCUAAUGAAGAUGGUGGCAUCGGCGUACAUGAAGCAUUUUUCACAACCUUUGUCUCAGACUCAAAACAAUAACAUUAUAACCCCCAAACAAGAAGCCUUCCCUGUUGAUAUAACACCAGCAGCAAAAACAGAGGUGUCUCCAAUCAACGAUCUCUCUAUUGCACAAUUGAGGCGGUUGCUUGCAAAACCCGGUAUAAAGACUAAAGCUCCAUCCAUCAGCAGAAUUCUUGAGUCCAGUAAGAAAAAGGUUGUCUCUCUGACUAAGACUUUCUCACCUGUUGUGGUUCUUGAAACCCGUCAGAAGCUCAUGGAUGCUAACAGUAAUGGCACAUAUGGGAGAUAUCAGUGUGGCCGCUGUCGAAGGGUCUUUCAAAACUUGGACAAACUGACAGAGCAUCAUUUCUUGCACAAAAAAGAGAGGAUUAAAUGCUGCCGUCGCUGCAAACAGCUGAUCAUUGGGCGGCUGCCUUUACCUGACAAUCACGUAUGCCCUCAGUUAGGAAACAAGACAAUACAGCCAUCAAGCUCCCUUCAGAAAAAGUUACCACUUGCCCAAAAAAUAGUGCCAUUCCAUAGUCUAAACAAUUCAAAAAAAGUUUUUUUCUGUCCAUUGUGCAAGCACAGUUACGCACGGAGGUGGAACCUCAAAAUGCACAGGUGCCAGGGCCCGCGCUCAGCCCCCUCUCCGCAGACCAAUCCUUCCAUUCAGAGAAUGAUAGAGCUGAGAUCAAACUGUCAAAUCAAAACAGAUGCGGGGUUUAAAGCUGGAUCUCACACUGCCAAGAGUGUUGGUGUGGGCACUGAAGUUACUGGUCAUAUCAAGGUAGAGGUGACCUCUCCAAAUUCUGAAGAGUCCCCAGUUUCACAGGUGUCCUGGACUCAUCCAGCAAAAAGCUUCUCACCAUUCUACUCCAAAGCGUCCAUGAUGGAGCAGCACACAGAUACCUCUCUCAGUGAGAUUUCACCCCAGCAAGUAGAAGAAAACAGCUGGGAUGCAGCAGCUGAUGAUGAUGAAGACAGUGAUGAAGGGCAGUGGACGAUGCCCUUGGAUGAUGAAAUGGAGGUGCUGAGCUCUACAGAGACAGCUGUUAACAAUAGAGAGGUGAAGAAGUCUAUGACAGGCGAAGCCGCAGCACUCUCUAGCCUGCGCUAUUUUGUCAGAGAUGGCGUAAAACGCUACCCCUGUAACAGGUGUCAGAAAACCUACAGCCGGCCGUCCACUUUGAGACGCCACCUACGACUGUGUGGAUUUAGGCCACGUGCAAUCGGGACUGUAGGACAGAGUGGUGGUCAGGGUGCCACUUUACAAUCUGCCAACAGCAUGAAACCAAUGUUUCCUUGUUUUGUCUGUGGGAAGACCUUUAACCGCAAAGAUAACAUGAUGGUCCACAGAAAAAAAUGUCAGUUGCAACGAACAAUGACAGAUGGUGGACAGGUGGAGAGAGGGACUGUGCAGCAGAGUAUGUCGGGCAAUGCAACAGACUGUCAGACCAAGGAGGAUGAUGGAGGCAACUGGGGCAUCAUGUCACUGCCCUCAGUACUUCCAAGAAGGGUGACAUGUGAGUGUGGGGUUGGAUUUACAUCUCCAAGGCUUCUCCUGGAGCAUCUGCAGAAGCAUGCGCAGGAAUCCUACACAUGUCCAACUUGUGGCGAGACCGUUAGUUCCUGGGCAGACUACGAAGUUCAUCUGCAGAUCCACAUGCAUCCUCAUCACCAGCUCCUGAAGGGACUAAAGCCACAGCGAUCACAACCUUUACUACUUCGAUUUCAGCAGCAACCUCAGCGGCAGCCAUCUCCGCCAGUGCAUCAGCCUCCGCAGAAGCAGCUACGCACAGAGCAGGUUCCAAAUCCAACAAAGAAGCAGCAGCGGAUUGUAUGCACACGAUGUGGCAACACUUUUGCUACUCGCUGCUCCCUCCGAAGGCACAUAUCCUGGAAUCGAUGCAAAGGUGGACGGGCUACAAAUGCCACAAACCCACCCAAAACCCAUAACUGUUCCCACUGCAACUCUGACUUCCCAAACACAAUCAGUCUUAUGUUUCACCAGAGGAGUGGGGCAUGCAAGCCCGCCAUCAAGCCUGUGCGUUGCCCCGUUUGUCUUCGCUGGUUUGGCACCAUGGACGGAUUGCAGAAACACCUGCUUACCCACAAACAGUCUGAGUCAUAUCGCUGUGAUGUCUGUCAGGGUACAUACCCAAAUCUGAAAUCACUCAAGAACCACCGCAGGAGGAUUCAUCGCAUCAUGGCUGGAGACACCAAGCCACAAACACAAGAACAGUUGACAGCUUAAUGACACUUAACUUUUUUUCUGAAAAGAAAAAGGCUAACAUGGGAGUGGUGCAUUCAAAAACAGACCACAUUUUAUAGUAGUUUGUUCCGUCCACAUGUGCCAAUCGUACUUUACUUGUUUAUUUGUUUUUUAUGCUCAAAUUAUUUUGACACUGUACAACCACAUGUUUUUUUAUUUUUAAAGCUACUCUGAGGGUGUGUUAUAGAAGCUUGCCACUAUUAAAAAAAAAACUUUUGUAUAAUGUACAUAUGUUUUCUUUUUAAAUCAAUCCCUUUAUUAGGUCUACAUGUGGAAGUAUAAUACAUGCACUUGAGAAAAAUGAUUCUGCUCUGUUGUUUUUUUUUUUAAGUGAGAUUAUUAUAAUCUAAUAAAAAAUAAUUCUGUUAAUUCAGAAAUGUUUGAGACAAUGUUCUCAUAUCGGAGAGAGGGCAAAUAUUUUUUUUUCUCAGGUGAAUGCAUUACUCUUAUGUAACUACAUAGACUCAUUAGCCUGUAAAUGUUUCUGAGUAUUUGGUAAUCAAACUUUUAUCACAGAUUUUGUGAUGUAGCUUGUUGUUGUUCCUGGUGUUAAUAAACAUACCAGUAUAUGAAAUAUGUCACUAUAUCAAUGUGUGUGUUAUGGGCUCUAAUAUGAAAUGCUUUGAAGUAAGCCAUCGAAUCCUGGAAUAAGUCUUUUUAAAGCUACUAAUGUUUAUGUAUUUGCUUUUACUCAUCAGAGUUAUCCAGAUAACUUUUAAUUGUUUUUGUGAGACAGGCUUUUUCAUUUAAUACAAAUGUCUCAUCCAUUAAAAAAGUAGAGUCAUAAGUAUUUUGCUAUGUUCACAAUAUUUUAAUGUGCGGUUAAUUACAGAA
Molecule: messenger RNA, 4115 nt
Organism: Plectropomus leopardus (leopard coralgrouper)
Lineage: Eukaryota; Metazoa; Chordata; Actinopteri; Perciformes; Serranidae
Molecular function (GO): DNA-binding transcription factor activity, RNA polymerase II-specific; RNA polymerase II cis-regulatory region sequence-specific DNA binding
Source: RefSeq, a predicted model, not a curated record